AUGAACGCGAUAGUGGAGGGUUUUGCUUUGCUUUUGGGUUUUUUGGCCUGGGUGAUGAUUGGGAUUGCCCUUCCAAAUCAAUACUGGAAAGAAUCUACAGUGGAGGGCAACGUUAUCACCACAUCAACAAUCUACGAGAACCUGUGGAUGUCCUGCGCAACCGAUUCGACGGGAGUUCACAACUGUCGGGAUUUUCCAUCAUUGCUUGCACUCGAUGGGUACAUUCAGGCCUCCCGAGCCCUGAUGAUUGCUGCCAUUGUUUUUGGUUCAUUUGCAAUUGUAGCUACUCUUGCUGGAAUGCAGUGCUCCAAAAUAGGAGGAGAAAACUACGUGCUAAAGGGGAGGAUCGCGACAAUCGGAGGAGUUUUCUUUUUAAUGCAAGGUUUAUGCACCAUGAUUGCUGUGUCUUGGUAUGCGGCCAACAUCACACAGCAGUUCUUUGAUCAGUUUUAUCCUGGGACAAAGUAUGAGAUUGGAGAGGGUUUGUACAUUGGCUGGGCUUCUGCCAUCCUCGCCAUCUGUGGAGGUUUGUGUCUAAUGUUCGCUUGGAAAAACAAAAUGUCACACAAUAAAAUACCAUACCCACAUCAGUCAACCUCCAGAAGGCACAUGAUCUCAACAGUGGGGACAUCUCAGUCCAACCUGAGCUACUAUGGGAGAAACGCUUAUGUCUGAGAAGUUCCUGAAGGCGGGAGUCUGUUCACUCUGCUAUAAAUAAUAAGAGUUUAAUUUUCUGAGUGAACAAUAAGAAAGAAGCCUUUAUCCUGGAGAUGCUUUGGAACAGUAACAUUAAUUUGAAACUGUGGAUUAAGCCAAUGAAGAAAUGUUAAAAUUUGGUGUAGUUCCAGAUCAAAGGACAGCAAUCAAGGUCAAAUUUCAACAAUCAAGAUUAAUGCUCAAUAAUCAGGAUCAAUAGGUCAAUGAUCACCAUCAAAUAUCAACAA
Molecule: messenger RNA, 944 nt
Organism: Thalassophryne amazonica
Lineage: Eukaryota; Metazoa; Chordata; Actinopteri; Batrachoidiformes; Batrachoididae
Product: claudin-15-like
Exons: 5
Coding region: 1-675 (224 amino acids)
Biological process (GO): bicellular tight junction assembly; cell adhesion
Cellular component (GO): plasma membrane; bicellular tight junction
Molecular function (GO): structural molecule activity
Source: RefSeq, a predicted model, not a curated record